Molecule: messenger RNA, 1968 nt
Organism: Eremomyces bilateralis CBS 781.70
Lineage: Eukaryota; Fungi; Ascomycota; Dothideomycetes; Eremomycetales; Eremomycetaceae
Exons: 1
Coding region: 199-1797 (532 amino acids)
Biological process (GO): transcription initiation at RNA polymerase II promoter; RNA polymerase II preinitiation complex assembly
Cellular component (GO): transcription factor TFIID complex
Molecular function (GO): RNA polymerase II general transcription initiation factor activity
Source: RefSeq, a predicted model, not a curated record
GGGGAACCACACGGCUCGAAAGAGAAUCGCCUUCUUUUCAUCGAACUCUCUUCCAUCCGCGUUCCUCUUGGAUCCAAUGCGGUCUUAGGAUCCUCAUUAUAUCUCUACCACGAACCGCAUUCAACCCUCCAUUUCCGCAACCCUUUACCCGAUUUUCGAGCAACUCCGACACACUUAAUCCGACCAUCGCCUAGAACCAUGACAGGUGGCAGCGGCAAACCAACCGGGCUAAAGCUGAAGCUGCCAAAAAGUCAGUCAGCGGCGGAACCGGAGAGCUCAUCAACACCUAAGCUCAGGUUAAACUUCAAGGGCAUUACAACGCCCGCAACCGAGAACCCUCCAUCAAUUCAACCUUCGCCCGAGCAACCGAAACCAAAGCGAAAGUACACCAAGAAACCGAAAGGAGACGCUGCUCCCACACCGAACAAGAAGCGGCCAAUCGACGAUGAAUCAUCGGCGCGGCCGAAGAAACGAAUCAACAAAGCCUCCAUAGCUGGCGCUGCGAGGAAGGGCGCCCUGACGCCGGUUCUGAAGUUGAAAAGCGCGGUUUCGGCGGACAAACCCCUUCCGAAGGUUCAGAAAGAUGUCCGAAUGAAGAUCAAGGUGCAGGGGAAGCCCCCCGAGAGGCCCAUCGGAGUAGGUUAUGACAGCGAAGACGAUGAGGUCGAGAAGGAUCCCGCAAUCGAACAAGCGUUCAUCAUCCGGUUUCUCCCCAACGCCGACCUCGACUACGUACGCCAGUGUGUCCAGGAGAAGCGAGUGGGAUUGCGACGCGAUGAGGGUGGGCUGGACAUGCACUUGCGCUUCUUCGACCGCGAGGGACGACGGGCGGUUGUCGUCAUUCGCAAAUCAAUAUAUGCGGCGGUGCUAGUAGAUUUACCUUGCGUCGCCGAGGGCAUGAAGAGUUGGGACCGGAAAGGAUGGUACAAAUCGGUCGAUGUCUAUCAGAUGCUGCUCGUCCUCGGCCCGGUCGGGGACGAGGGGGAGGCCAAGACCUAUCCGCUACCGAACGAGGUGGAUCCGACAACGUGGCAGUAUGCCCAUGGGCUCACGCCGCCGAUGCAUCACGCGAGGAAGCGCCGGUUCCGACAACGGGUCAGCUUCCGAACGAUCGAAGAAGUGGAGGAGAAGGUGGAGCGCUUGUUGGAGGCGGACAAAAAGGCGCAGGCGUCCGGCGGGUCAUCUAUCUACACUCUGACGGACGGUGCGGCCGUACGAGAGGGCUCAGACGCCGGGGAAGCGGAAGACGAAGACUACGGAUACGGACAGCCGCACGAGCAGGAAGGCAUGGUCAUCGAUGAGGAGAUGAUGGAGGCGGAUGUCGACGACAUGGCAAAAAUGUUCGAGGCCGAGUUCGAAGAAGACGCGGAAGGCGAGCCGGCGGACUUGGACACGGUCGCGGUUCAGGGACACGCCGGUGACGAUGGAGAGAUCGUGGUCGACGCCGAUGCAGCAGCGGCGAUCGCAUCGCGGGGCGGUAACACGGCCGUAGUUGUAGAAGCGAGUCCAGCCGCUGACACCGGGGACGAUGACGAUGACGACGAUGACGAUGACGACGCGGAUGCGGUGGCAGACGAGGAGGAUGAGGAUUUCGUUGCCGCUCAACAGGAGCUGCUCGGAAUUAAGGAACAGAUCACCGAACUGGAGAAUGACGUCCAGUACUAUCGAGGGAAGCUCGAUCAGGAGGCCAACAAGUUGUUGCGUGGCCGUCUGCAGAAGAACAUUGAGCAACGCGAAGCGGAUCUGGAGAUCAAGAAGAGAGAGUAUGUCGAGAAAGGGGGUGUCCUUGAUGACUAGACACUACGAUGGCCUGUCUCCGGUGGGAGGGAGUGAAUAGCAUUCAGGCUCAAGCAUUAGUGUAUUCAGACCAUGGUCACAUCUAACGAAAGUUCAUUGUUCUAGUUAUCGCCUCAAUCCCCUGAGGUCUUCGUAAUUUUGUGCAGACCGCAUAUUGGAACUGCUUUUAUU